Messenger RNA from Panicum virgatum (switchgrass), 1385 nucleotides. RefSeq names its product RING-H2 finger protein ATL8-like. The coding region runs from base 345 to 950 and encodes 201 amino acids. NCBI's taxonomy places the organism in Eukaryota, Viridiplantae, Streptophyta, Magnoliopsida, Poales, Poaceae. The transcript has a single exon. Gene Ontology annotation, biological process: protein ubiquitination. The record is from RefSeq and is a predicted model, not a curated record.
CAAAAGAGCCAAUGCUACCUCCCCCGCUUCUACCGUUUACAGACCUGUCCCUCUUCCACCUUUCCUUCCUACAUCAUCUCCCUCCUUCUUUUGCAAUUCCUUGCUAUCUUUUCCUCUUCCCCCUCAUAUCUCAUUUGCGAUUCUUUCUUCUCACAGCUUCCCGUAGAUCUCUCCCUCCUUUUAUUUACUUUGCCAUCUCAAUUUGCAAUCUUGGUCAACUUCUUGUUGGUACGGGCGGCGUAUUGAUUUCUUAAAGAGUCUUAAAUUCUGUGGUUUAUGCACGCCAUUGGGAGCUGCUCUCUGCUGCUUGUGUUGUCCCAAACCAUUCCGUCGGCGCAAUAGCCAUGUCGUCCACGCUCGGAAGAAGCGGCUCUAGCCCGGCGGCGGUGGUGGCGGCGGCGGCGGUUGACACCAAGGGCCACUGGGUGCCGCACGGCCCCGUGCUGACGGCCGGCGUUGUGGGCGUCAACGUGCUCAUGAUCGCCCUCAUCUUCUUUUUGUUCUGGAGGUUCUUCUCCGGGAAAGAGGGGCCAUCCACCUCAGCCGACGCCGACGUCGACGAGGACGAUUCGCGGCCCGUGGCCUCCCCGUGGGCGUCCCGUUGGCGGCACGAGGACGACGACCUCGGCCCGCCGCCGCUGGAAGACGUGGCGCUAGCCGUGCCCGUGUACACCUACUCCAGCGCCGGCGCCGGCGACGACGGAGGGAAGCUGCUGGCGGACGAGUGCGCCGUGUGCAUCGUGGAGCUCCGCGACGGCGACUCGGCGCGCCUGCUCCCGCGGUGCGGCCACCGGUUCCACGCCGACUGCAUGGGCGCCUGGCUGCGGCUCCACGCCACGUGCCCGCUGUGCCGCGCCAUCGUCGUCGCCCCCGCCCCCGCCACAGGCGCCGUCGCCGGCGAGUCCAGGAACGCCAAGGACGACGACGUCGCCGCGGAUUGUUCCGUGUGAGGCGGCCCGCCCCGGCCGACCGACGCCGAGGCCGGCCAGCUCGCGAGCAAGCAAGUGGAUCGCGUAAAUGGCGGAAGGUGACAGGCACAGGCACCUUUCAGCGUCCGGCAUGCUCCUGAGGACCAGCUGGAAAAACAUGUUGGUGAGGCGAUCGAUUCCUUCGUCCUGUUCUGCUGCGUUGUUAAUUGCCAUGUAUAUUUCUGGAUGAUUUGGGAUUAGAUAUAUCGAGUCAUAUAUAUAUCUUGAUUGGAGUCUUCUUCUAUGUGUAUGUGAGAUCCGGGGGGAUUUCACUUCUGUGAGAUAGUAUGGGCAAAUUAAUAGCCUGUUUGAUUUGAGAAGAAAAAGGGGAACGAUGGAUCAUCCUAUCCGAUCCCCUUUGUAUAAUUCUGACGAAUAUUGAUUCUUCACUGAAAGCUUGUUGGAUGUUCAUCAUCA